CUGCCAAAGCGUUGAAGCCGGCGGCGCGAGAACUUUGGCGUUUCCCGACGGCGAAGUAGUGUGGGAUCUGGACCUCCGAGGGACAGCGGCGCGGUUCGAGAGCCUGAGAGGUGGAAACCCUUAUAUUAAGAAUGGUGUUAUGUAAUCCGUUGCGGAGCUGAAAGAAGGGAGGGGCGAUGGACGCUGGAGACGCCGCCAAGGAAUACGCGGCCGGUUUCGCCGCCGGCGUUGCCACGGUCAUCACCGGCCAUCCCUUCGAUACGGUAAAGGUGAAAUUGCAAGCUCACAACACUAAAACACAAGUAAAGGAGUACAAGAAUGCUUUGCAUUGCACCAGUCGGAUCUUGAUUAACGAAGGAGUAAGAGGACUAUAUAGGGGGGCAUCAUCUUCCUUUAUUGGGAUGGCAUUUGAAAGCUCACUUCUCUUUGGAAUUUAUUCUCAAACAAAACAGUUAUUACAGGGAGAAGCUCAGAGCAGUACACCACAUCUCCAGGUAAUUAUUCCUUCAGCAGCAUUUGGUGGAACAAUAAUCAGCUUCGUACUGUGUCCAGCUGAGCUGGUAAAGUGUAGAAUGCAAGUUCAGGGAAAGGAUGCAGCAACAUAUGUCAAAUACAGUGGUCCUCUAGAUUGUGCCAUUAAAACCAUGGAAAGUGAAGGGGUUAGGGGUAUAUUUCGUGGUGGCUUAACAACUUUACUAAGAGAAUCAAUUGGCAAUGCAGUGUUCUUCAGCACUUACGAGUUUAGUCGUUAUUACAUGAACAAGCGGCUGAAUUCCCCUUCAUCUACCCACAGCUACUGGUCAAAACUUUUAACGGAUGUAGGGAUUGGCAUCAUUAGUGGAGGACUUGGUGGAAUUGCAUUCUGGUCAGCUGUCUUACCAUUGGAUGUUGCAAAAACAAUAAUCCAGACUGCACCUGAUAUAAAUACUAGCCGUAACCCUUUUUGUAUGCUAAACUCGGUUUACAGUAGAGUGGGAUUAAGGGGAUGUUAUGCUGGUCUUGGGCCGACAUUGGUAAGGGCAUUUCCUGCUAAUGCUGCUGCCAUUGUGACCUGGGAACUUACUGCUAAACUUCUAGGGGUCAAGCGUCUCUGAUGCGAGGAAAUUUGUUAGCUCAGAGGCCUGUGAUUCUUUCUGCCCUUUUUUGUCGGAAUCAAAAUUUCCAGAGAAAAUAUACAUCUGCUGGCGUUCUUCUUUGGAAGCGUGUUGGGUCAGUGUGUCAAUAAUUCAAUUUCGUUUCCGAAAAAUCUGAAAGCGAGUUUGAGCAAUUUUGCAGGGCUUGUGCUGCAUUUUUUUCCCUUGGACCGGGAUAGUGCCGAAUGGUGCUGGCUUCUUUAAAUUUCAAAUAAAGAACUCACGAUUCCAAGUUUUGUAGUUUAAUGAUUUAUGGAUUUCGACAUUG
This is a messenger RNA of Elaeis guineensis (African oil palm), 1401 nucleotides long. Its product is annotated as mitochondrial arginine transporter BAC1. NCBI's taxonomy places the organism in Eukaryota, Viridiplantae, Streptophyta, Magnoliopsida, Arecales, Arecaceae. Gene Ontology annotation, biological process: mitochondrial L-ornithine transmembrane transport. The record is from RefSeq and is a predicted model, not a curated record. Gene Ontology annotation, molecular function: L-ornithine transmembrane transporter activity.